Messenger RNA from Halichondria panicea, 2294 nucleotides. RefSeq names its product heterogeneous nuclear ribonucleoprotein 27C-like. The record is from RefSeq and is a predicted model, not a curated record. Lineage: Eukaryota; Metazoa; Porifera; Demospongiae; Suberitida; Halichondriidae. Gene Ontology annotation, molecular function: mRNA binding. Bases 114 to 2171 code for a protein of 685 amino acids. The transcript is spliced from 21 exons. Gene Ontology annotation, biological process: regulation of translation.
UAACUAAGAGUAGUUACUCGUAGGCUAAGCUAAGCUACAGUAGUGGUAUUCUCUCAUUUAAUAGGAGUGUGAUUCGUGUGUGUUUGUUAUCCGUGUCUGUCUCAAGCAUUGUCAUGGCUAAUGAAGGAACAGAGUAUGAACCAGGGAAACUGUUUGUGGGUGGUCUCAGUUGGGAGACAACCAAAGAAAAUCUGAAGCAGUACUUUCUUCAAUUUGGGGAGAUUUCUGAUAGUACCAUCAUGAUGGAUAGGGUGACUCUAAAACCAAGGGGUUUUGGGUUUGUAACUUUUACGAACCCUGAUCAUGCUGACGCUGCCCUCCAACACCCGGGCCCUCAUAUGAUUGACAACAAACCGGUGGACCCCAAGAAGGCCACCAAGAGUGGGCAGUCAACAGCAGAGCCACAACGUGCAGAGACUAUGUCCAAGCCCCUCAAAGUGUUCCUCGGUGGCCUGCCCAGUGAUGCCACAGUUGAGGAUAUUCAAGCUGAACUCUCCAAGUUUGGACCCAUCAGUGGUAGUGCUGAUGCUGUCGAGAUCAAGAUGGACCCCAAUACCCAGAGGUCACGAGGGUUUGGGUUCGUGACCUUUGAGACUGAGAGUGCAGCACAGGCGGCUGUCAAGGAACAUUUUGUUUAUCUAGGUCCAAAACAAGUUGAGGUCAAGAAGGCAGAGGAUCAGAAAGCGAAGGGGGGCAAGAGCUACCCUCAAGGUUAUGGAGCUAGUCGGAUGUACGGUGGGGGCUACCCUAACCCUGGUGGCUAUUCUCAGAUGACCCCUCAACAACAGCAGCAACAACAGGCUGGAGCCUAUGGCUAUGGCUCUGGAGCUGGCUACCCAGCAGCCUACCAGGCUCAAUGGAGUGACUACAAUUAUGGAGGGGGCUCUGCUGGCGGUGCUGGCUACUACCCUACACCUCAGGGCUCCAACCCUGCAUCCAGCUACAAUGGAGGGGCCUAUGCUAGCACAGGCGGCUACAACUCUUCUCGUACUGACUCUACUGGAGCGUAUGCCUCUGCUGUCCCUCAGGCUCAGGGAUACAACUACUCACAGUCUCAACAGCCUCAACAAGCGCUGUAUGGUUAUGGUCAGCAGCAGGGAUCCGUGUCUGUCUCAAGCAUUGUCAUGGCUAAUGAAGGAACAGAGUAUGAACCAGGGAAACUAUUUGUAGGUGGUCUCAGUUGGGAGACAACCAAAGAAAAUCUGAGGGAAUAUUUUAUUCAGUUUGGGGAGAUCGCUGACUGUACUGUAAUGUACAACAGUGAAAACAAGCACAGGGGCUUUGGGUUUGUGACGUUCAGUAAUCCAGCCAUUGCGGAUGUUGCCCUCCAGUAUAAGACCAAGGGUGGUCCAGGAUCUACUGAAGAGGGUCACUUCAUUGAUGGGAAGAAGGUGGACCCCAAGAAGGCCAUCAAGAGUGGACAGGCUCCCAAAGUCAAAUUGUUUUUAGGUGGUAUCCCAGAGAAUACAUCUGCAGACGAUAUAAGGAGAGUGUUCUCAGUGUUUGGUCCUAUUCCUGUGGAGGGAGUUGAACUAAAGUACGAUAAAGAGAGUGGAAAGUGUAGGGGAUUUGGGUUCUUGACCUUUGAGAGACAACAAGACGCAGACAGGGCGAUGCUUGAGCGAUAUGUUGAAAUCAAUGGCAAGAGGGUGGAGGUCAAGAAGGCGGAGAAUAGCAGCAAACCAAUGGGGGGCAAGAGCGGUUACCCUCAAGGUUAUGGAGCUAGUCGGAUGUACGGUGGGGGCUACCCUAGCCCUGGUGGCUAUUCUCAGAUGACCCCUCAACAACAGCAGCAACAACAGGCUGGAGCCUAUGGCUAUGGCUCUGGAGCAGCUGGCUACCCAGCAGCCUACCAGGCUCAAUGGAGUGGCUACAAUUAUGGAGGGGGCUCUGCUGGCGGUGCUGCUGGCUACUACCCUACACCUCAGGGCUCCAACCCUGCAUCCAGCUACAAUGGAGGGGCCUAUGCUAGCACAGGCAGCUACAACCCUUCUCGUACUGACUCUACUGGAGCGUAUGCCUCUGCUGUCCCUCAGGCUCAGGGAUACAACAACUACUCACAGUCUCAACAGCCUCAACAAGCGCUGUAUGGUUAUGGUCAGCAGCAGGGUUACAGUGGUCGAUCCCAGGAACAGCAAGGCUACAACAAUGGCUUCCCCAGCCGGCAGUGAAGAACAGAGAAUGAACCUGACAUGCUUGAACACUUGUCUUUACAGUAGUCAAUUGUUACGUAAAUAAAUUAUUGUACAAACGUGAAACAUGAUUCAUAAUAAUAAUUAUUGUUAUAAAGUAAA